AUGGAGCUGCAACGUGGGACAUCAGCAGCUCAACCACAGCCGUCUAAGAUGGACCCCUCAGCUCUCCCAGAGCUUGCAAUUAAAUCCAAGGAAAACACAUCACAAAAUAUUUACCCUGAAGAUCUCCACUAUUACCUGAGUUUACAAAUACACGAUGUUAAGGCGGGGAGGGGAGAAAAGGAAGUAUCAUAUAUUCCUAAGACGCUGCUCUCAAUGCUGCUACUUUCCUCUGGCCCAUAUUUGAACUUAGGCAGUCCAAAUAAACAAGAGAAUUUGGGGGGAGAGAUGCAAAACCACAAACUCCUCCAGGCUUCGGCCGCCGUUGCCAGGGCCUGGCUGACACCUCUUCGAGUGCCUCACCACGCAUUUGAGACCUGGUGGCUGCUGGUGUUGGGUUUACACGCUGCAAAAACAACUCAGGAGGUGAUGAGCGUGAACGGCACCUCGUUCCGGUCUGGGAGGUUUUAUUACAAUGAGUUUAGCUCCAGGCAAGCUGCUGUGCAGGACAGCUAUCUGAAGAGCAGCCCCAUCAUCAAUCCCAAGACACCACACGCCGACCUGAAGCAUCUCUGUCUUUUGGAAGAGGACAACAGCAUUGUGAGCUCACAGAUGAGUGACUUCAGCAC
Messenger RNA from Nestor notabilis (Kea), 626 nucleotides. RefSeq lists its product as uncharacterized. NCBI's taxonomy places the organism in Eukaryota, Metazoa, Chordata, Aves, Psittaciformes, Psittacidae. The transcript is spliced from 4 exons. The annotation marks the transcript as partial. The record is from RefSeq and is a predicted model, not a curated record.